AUGCCUCCCGUCAACUACCGCGAGUACUGCUCGCCCGAGAGGCCAUGCGAGCGAUUUGAGGAUGAGUUCAUGUUGGAUGACUGGCGCGAUGCGGCGAAGCGUGGAGCGCACAUCAUGAAGUUUUUUCACUGGGCAGAGCCCAAAUGUGACUUUCUCGAGUUUUCGACGAUGCAAGAGCAUGCAUACAUCUUUGCUUGCCUCUCAUGGUACCGAGAGGACAGACACAAGGGCAUCUCCACGGCGGACCUGCGGUACCGAGCCGAACGCAGGCUCUGGGACCUGUUCUUCCAAGGCGUGGAGGAUCCUCCCGAGUGGCCGUUCCCAAGCCCUCCCCCAGGCGAAUACCUGUUCCACCCGCGCGACCACGGCUACUCGAGUCUAUACCAGCAGUGGCGUUGGGACAUGUAUAUGCGCCCAGAGGCCACCGAGUUUACCGAGGACAGACGGCGGGAGAUGGAGGCCAGGUUCGUCCGCAACCGACAGGCGGCGGGUGCCCUGAGAGACGCUCUGGAUAUAGAGCUCUUAACGGCAUCGAUGGAGCGCAUCACCCUGGUCGACGCCCAGUUGACCGCCCGGGGCAAGGAUAAGGCCGAGGAGCGCCGCAAGUGGUUUUGGUCCGUGUGCGCCGCUGACUGCGCCGGGUUCUUCGAGCCACCCAAUACGGCCGCGUUCGAGAUUGCCGUGCCGCGCGCUCUCGUCCGCGACUAUCUUGGUGUCAGGAACGGCGCCAUGAUUGGCUACUCUCGUGGCAUGCUCAUUGACUCGCGGCUCAUCUUCCGCUUUGGCAAUUGUGUGCUGUUUCACAAGCCCAUGGCGACUGUCACGGUAGACUUUGCGCCGGAGGCCGAGGCCAACGUGCGCAGCUCCGUCGAUCGGGACGUUUUGUGUCGGGCUUGGAAGGUGCUCGUCGAGUGGGCCACCCAUCUAUACUCUGGCAAGCCCGUUCCGCUCAGCGACUGCUUUUUGGCCGCCGAGCUGGGUGCCACCUUUGACCCGACCACCUCCGUCAAGCCUAACAUGGACUUUUUGGCGCCCCUAGGUGAGGCAUUCGAGGGUGCCACUAGGCUGAACCUCUCUGUGGUGUGUCGUAACUUUAUAAAGGAGCGCAAUAAGGCGCGCGAGGAGAUUACUCGCGUUCUCGAGGCUAAUGCCCAGAGCUCUAAGCUAGCCGACGACCUUAAGGACUGGGUGGAUAAGGCGGACUAUGGCCUAUUGACGCGGCAACAUCGGAUACUCUUGGCAUAUAUUAUAUGUCGAGAGCGUUAUGCCUUACGUAACCCGGCUCUGCCGAUAGCGUUUUACCGUAAGGUAAACGAGGAGUAA
Messenger RNA from Purpureocillium takamizusanense, 1323 nucleotides. RefSeq lists its product as uncharacterized. Bases 1 to 1323 code for a protein of 440 amino acids. The record is from RefSeq and is a predicted model, not a curated record. Lineage: Eukaryota; Fungi; Ascomycota; Sordariomycetes; Hypocreales; Ophiocordycipitaceae. The transcript has 2 exons.